Molecule: messenger RNA, 935 nt
Organism: Opisthocomus hoazin
Lineage: Eukaryota; Metazoa; Chordata; Aves; Opisthocomiformes; Opisthocomidae
Source: RefSeq, a predicted model, not a curated record
GACAAUUUGUGAAAAGGAAGAAGACUUCGCUUUGGUUCACAGUUGCUCUGCUGGUAGUGUCUGUUUUCAUACUGACCAUAGGUCUGGCAGCUACCACAAGGACAGAAAACGUUACCGUGGGAGGCUACUACCCAGGCAUCGUUCUUGGCUUUGGAUCUUUCCUAGGGAUCGUUGGCAUCCACCUGGUAGAGAACAGAAGACAAAUGUUAGUAGCCUCCAUCGUAUUUAUCAGCUUUGGCGUGGUAGCAGCGUUCUGCUGUGCAAUAGUUGAUGGAGUGUUUGCAGCACGACACAUAGAACCCAGACCUUUGUACAACAAAAGGUGUCAGUUUUAUUCAAGUGGAAUAGGAUUCCUAUACGAUGCCUACCAGACAGAGGUGACGUGUUAUACCUUAAACAGCAAGUGCCAGCUGAAAGUGAAGAGUAACACAUGCUAUUGCUGUGACCUGUACAACUGUGAGAAUUCAGAGCAGUCCUCCAGCUACUACGAAUUUCUCGGCGUGAGCAGCUGUCAGGACGUGGUUCACCUGUAUAGGCUGCUGUGGUCCUCCACAGUCCUCAACAUCAUCGGGUUGUUUCUGGGGAUCAUUACAGCUGCCUUUCUUGGGGCAUUUAAAGACAUGGUACCUCUGUCCCAAAUUGCUUUCAGUGCUGCACCUCCUCCUCAGAUCCUGUACAAUCCUGCCCAGCAGAUCCUGACGUAUGCUGGGUUCUGUCCUUCUGCAGCGACUAUUUCUGCGUAUCCAUCCUAUCCGUUACCUCUUCAGCCUGCCAGCAAUUUUCCAGGAACAUCAUCUACUGACAUUUCUUUAUCAGAAGAAACUCAGCCACCAUCUCAGUCCAGCUCCAGCUAUGGUCUCCCCCCGAAUGCUCCAGCCCUGUAUACACCGACUUACUUCUUGCCUGGAGAAAAGCCUCCACCAUAUGCACCGUAG